Molecule: messenger RNA, 8345 nt
Organism: Erpetoichthys calabaricus (reedfish)
Lineage: Eukaryota; Metazoa; Chordata; Cladistia; Polypteriformes; Polypteridae
Exons: 10
Coding region: 785-3121 (778 amino acids)
Biological process (GO): regulation of apoptotic process
Source: RefSeq, a predicted model, not a curated record
CUGUUUAGAUAGCAAAACUGAAACACACAUUGGCAUCAGAAACAUCGUUGGCCCCAAUGCUCCUGGGGUCCCUGGCCAGUGCCCAUUGUAGCCAUACGUUAAGACGGCCCUGAGGACAGAAACCGACCAUGCCGUUAAGGCUUUCAGGUUAUUGCUCUCUCCCCUGUAAUCAGUCUGCCCAAUUCCCCUUCCUCCACGUACAGUGUCCAUACUACGACAAGGGCGUUGUGACCGGGUCAUUAACGUCACCCUCUCUCGAUCUUUUUUUGGUCCGCUUGUUCCUAACACGCCCGGCCUUUUUUGCCUUAUUAGCGAAAUAAAGGCGAGAACCUCUGCGAGCUGCUGUUUCCUGACCCGGGAUCAGAGAGGAAGGAAGUUUGUAGGCGUGACUAUCAGCGUUUCGACUUUCAGUUUAGCCGAAGUGAACUGGUGUGGGUGGACUGGGUGGUUUUCCCGAUCGAUAAAACGGAGAAACUCCAGUUCGAAAUACUGGAACGAACGACCAUUGAGCUGGCGAAGUUAGACAGACGAAGUUGGGCCGUAAGAAGUAGUCAAGCAGUCAGAAUGGACGGAAGGCAGCAGUUGGAUCGCUAAAGAGGCGAGCAGCUUUUUUUUAAUGGGAGGGCGGGGAGGUGAAUGAAUAGAAAAGGCGCCCGGACUCGGGUUGUCAAGUCCUCCCCAGUCACCGUCAUUUGAGGUCCUCCAGUGCCGCUCGGUUUGCUCUGACUUACAUUUUAAUUGCAACUCACCGAAGUGACAUUCGCAUUCAGACAGACUGGAGAGAAUGAUCUCCAUAUCGGCAGGAAGCAGAACUGAAGAUUCAGUACAGGAGCCCCUCAAACGGCACAUUCAAAACUCCAGAGAAGUGCUAGUUGAUGCACUCUACAACAUCGAGCCCCUCUUAGACUGCAUGAUAGCAGCAAAUCUCUUAACCCAGGAUAACUUCUUUGAUGUCCGGGCUGAGAAGAACCCCAGAAACAAAGCCAGGAAGCUGCUGGAGGUGGUACAGCACCAGAUGGAUGAGGAGAAGGUAUAUGACUUCUUGGAGUGUUUGAAGAAGUGCAAGAAGCAGUACCCCCGGCUCAAAGACUGGCUGGCGACAGACGUAGAUCUCAAUCAAGGACCAACAGAGCAGAAGCUGAGAGCACAAAUAAGUGAGAUAUGCCAGCGACUUGGCCACAAUGUCGACCCCAUCUCCAUUAAGCUGUUUUCUGAAGAGACGUUAUCCCAUUUUGAGCUGGAGCAGGUGCAGGGUAGUAGCACCUUAUUUACGAAGGCUCAGGUCAUCAUUUCUGCAUGUCUAGCUAAGGGCGAAAAGGCGUGCAAGAGUUUUUACCAGGCUCUCCAUGAAGUUGACAAAAUGCUGGCUGAGGAUUUAGAAGGAGGGAAAUUAUCAAAUGCUGCUGUCGACUUCAGCCUCACCAGUAAACAAGAAUGGGAAGCCAGCAGCGACCUUAAUUUCAGCCAAUCUGUGGAAAUGCCAGGCAUGUCAAUUCCAACAGCAGUGCAAGAGUCGCAACAAAUAACUGAAGCAGAGGUGCAGAGACUGACCCUCCGGAUAGAGAAUGGCGAAAAUGUUGAAUUAGACCAAUGGGAGAGUGAACUCAUUGCCAACAUCCUCAGUCAGCUCAAAUUGCAGGUGGGUCCAGAAGCGAAGUUGAAUGCAUGUGAGCUGGGCUUGGCUUUGGGCCUGUCAAGAGCAGUGGUCCGAGAGUGCAUUCUGGAGCUGGAGAGCAUCGGAGACCUGAUGCAGCUUGCAGCCAUUGUACAUUGCUUCUGGGAGAAAACUCAAGACCAGACACGGCUCUUGCAAAAGGUCGCUGCCUGCAAUACAAAAAGGCUUAUGUUAUCAGAAAGGGGAAAACAUCUACUUCUUCUGCUCCAGAUGAUCAUGGCCGAUACAGAAAGAGGAAUGAACAAUGAGCCUCAGUGGCAGCGAGUUUUCCACUUUAUACUACUAGACUGCUUUGUGGAGGCCGAAGAGUGCUGCUUUCAGGUAGACAGGACAGAUCCCCUGGCAAUAUUUAAGUGCAUGAAGGAGAACAUUGUGGUGGAUCACCCUCUGAUUCAGGAGCUGGCAUGUUCCUGGAACGAGAAAACGAUCGAGAGCUAUCAGCAGCGUGUCCGACUUCUAGCCCAGCUUGUCCGAGACCUUUUUCCUCUUCUGGAUUGCGUGCAGUUUGAUGGAGUGCUGCUGGGGGAGGUCCAUCGGUGUAAACCCCGGCAAUUGCACCGGGUGACCAACUUUAUUGGAUUGCCCCCAAGAAAAAUCCGUAAGGUGUUCAAUGAGAAGAUGGUACCUAGUAAAGGCAAAUUUGUGAUGAAUCCUGUAGACUGGACUGUCCAAUAUGGAGACAUCUGUGUUCUAGCUGCCAACCUGCUGUACUCUGUCUGUCCAGGGGAAACUGGUGCACAGAUCACUGCGACUAACCUCUCGGACCUCAUGCAAGAAAUUCAGGUUCUUCUGUCCAAGCCAGCAUUUGACUCUCAGUGCUUUGACGCCGGUGUGAAACUACAGCUGCUUUCUCUUCUGGAUUUCGGCCCCACAGUCCUGGCUGUACCCACUCUAAUAAAUUUGCACUGGAACACGCUGUGCAGACUGGCAGAGUAUUUGAAAACCAGUGAGCGGCACAUCUUCCAGUUCGCUAUUGAAGAGGUUUGGCUGCAGGACUGCUCAGACUCCUUUCAAGGCGUCUGCAGCAUCCGCAAUCCGGUAACCAUUGACAAUGGGGUUGAAGAAGUCUUUGAGUUUUCAACAACUAAAUCCUCCUCCUUUAUUGUAAAGCUUCACUGUCGUGGCUAUCAGGAUGACAAACUCUUCACCUGCAGGAGGCCGGCAGCGUUCCGAAUACGUGGACUGCCAGAGACAGCAGUGGUGGAGCUGAAAGCACUCGGGGGCAGAGUGCUGUUGGCAAAGGGAGGACUGGUGUGGCUGAGAGACGAAAGUCAAGGAGGACUGAAAGAACAACUGCAGUCCCUAAGCCAGAGUCAUGGGGCCCAGGUCACUGAGGCAGGCUGCUGCUUUUUCAUUCAGUCUAGUGAUGCCAAUUGUGAAAUCAGGUUUAUCUACAAGAAUGGCAGCAUUGCUGCCAUGGCACAAAAGAAUGCACAGGUGCUAUGAAUUAUGGGAGAAGACUGCUUUCACAAGAUAGUGUCACCACAAAUCAUUCUAAACCUGAGUGCUGCUGGUGCUUAACUCUUGGGAAAGCAGAUCGGACCAUUCCAGCUCUGAAACACUUGACAUAAUUUUAGCAGUGUUUUAAUUUGACUGCCACCAAGGUCUAUCGUGCCAUACCAAGCAGGUUCGUGGCCACUUUUUGCAAUAUUCAGUUGAGCCAGACACUUUUCUCAGUGGUCACUCAAGUUCAGUUUCAGAAGGCACUGUUUUGUGCUUCUGGUCCAUCGCAAUUCAAUUGAACCUGCUCUGGUGAGGGUAUAUGUGUGGGAAGUGGGGGUCUACUCUGACAUUUUUGGCUGUUUGUUGAAAAGUUGCUCCAGUUUGCUCCUGUUAUGCCAAUGCUGUUCAAAAGAACACAGAUCGUAUAAUGAAAUUUCUUUCUGGUAGAGGUACUUCCCAUGCUGCCUCAUUGGCACAUUGUGGGCCUGACAUGGGUAUGCGCAUCAUUACCUGGUUUCAGAACAAGUCAGGGCACUUUAAACAAGAGUGAAAUUAGUGAAGUGAAACUGAAAUAUUUCUCGGGCCCCGUAUAGCAAACCUCAAAACGUUAAAACUGAAAUACUUGCAAACACAGACAACCUCUUGAAUGAAGAAUCCAUUUUACAUGUACUUUGUAUUUAUGUCGGAGUCUUAUUGUUUACUAUCUGAUGAAUUUAUCUUGAAAGUCAUUAUAUAUGCACAUAUUUAUUUUUAGAAGAAAAUAUGCAUCUGAUGGGAAUGUACUGGUACUUGCAUAUAGAAAAGUAGCUGUGAUUCAAAGUCAUUAUAAACAUUUUUCCCUCUGCAGACACUCGAUGGAGAAAAACAUUUAAAUGUUUUCAAAUAAAAUCAAUCAAUUUCUUGAGCUGAACUGCUAGAAUGAUAGCUACGCAGCCUGAAUAUCUCAUUCACCCCUUUUGAUGAAGUCUUUGUCACUUAACACAACUCUGCAUGAUGCUUUGCCUCCUGGUCUUAAAUGCUCUUAACCACUGGAGUCCCCAGCGCACAGUUCAGAGUUCUCAUCUCUCACAUUUCUGGAGUCCCACCUGACAUCCUCCCAUAGUCUCCUCAGAGUGGGAUAUGCAUUAUCCUCCCAAGGGUACUUGCAGUUGCUCUUCCCUGCAAAAAAACACAUCAGAUGCAGAUACAGAUCCUGCUUUAGUGGUGAAGACGUCAUUUAUUUUUCCCCCCGUUCCUCUAUUCAGACUGCAAGCUAGAGACGACAAUGUUGAGAAAAGGUUUAGUUAGCUGAGCAGAACCGAGGCUUUCUUGUGACCUGUAUUGGAAGUUCAAGUUUAUUGUUGAAUACUCAGUAUGAUGAAGUCCUUACUUGCCUGGGAACAGCUGAUAAAAUACAAUUUCAAUAAAAACACACACACACAGAAAAUUAUAUACAGUACUGUAUGUAUGUGUGUAUAUACAGUAUACAUAUACUGUAUAUAUCAUGCAAAAUAUAUCUAUACUAAAUACAUAUAUUUACUAGCAUUUACUUAUAUAUACAUACUGGUGGGUUAUAAAUUAUGAUGGGCUCUGUUACAGCAGUACCUCAGAUACAAAUAUGCACAGAAAAAGACAAAAUAUGGAAUCAAUCACCAGUUCAGUGGUUGAUUCAGUGCUGUCACUGCGUGUUUUCCAACUGCAUGAGGUACGGAGUCAUUAUCAAAAACAGCAGGAUGUUUAGGUAUAAGGUCCGUGUACUCUACAGAGCCAUGGUUCAGUUUAAAUUAAGUUUUGUGAUUUACAGAAAAGUACAGUAACAUUGCUUCACUGUCAUUAAGUUUACGACAUUUUUUCUGUAAAGUAAUAAAGCAUUAUUCAUUUUUGGUGAUACAGGUAAAAUUCCGUUACAACGAACUGCAAGGGACCUAAAAAAUAUUUUGUUGUAAUGAGAUUCUGUGUUUGUUGCUAUAGUGCUUUCUUUAACUUGUGUCCAGGCAUUUGCAAUCAUUUCAAUAGCUUCUUUCACGUUAAUCUUCUCCUGUCUACAAGUUAUGCUGACGAGAAUUUUUCUCAGCAUUUCCUUGCAAUAAUACACAUUCAGGGUGUGAAUGAUGCUCAAAUCCAAUGGCUGAAGCACUGCCAUGCAAUUGAGUGGAAGGAAUUCAAUGCGAACAUUGUCUAAAUGCGGAAGCAUGUUGUGGGCAACACAGUUAUCAAUCAGAUGCCAAAUCAUCCUUUUUUUUCUUCUUCUUCAUAUUGUGAGGUUUCUGAACCCUUUUGGGAUCCCCCCAUAUCCCCCCCACAGCCAACAGGAAUGUCAUGCUGAAGUGUGUCCCAAAGUGUGAUUGCCGCGUCUGUGGAAGAUUGUUUGUCCAUUGCCUGGGCAGGGCAACAGCAGGCUCACAGCGGUGCAGUGAGGCACCACAGCAGCUAAUCCUAAAAGAUCGUGGUCGUGCUAUAAGUCCCUGUCUUGCACCCCUAAACAUGAGGCUGAGUCUCAGUACUUUAGCAAAACCAGCUUUAUUCAGCUUGAAACAGGAACAGUAGUUAUUUAUUGUAGCAGAAUCUGCCACUGUCCUAUACACAGACACAGCAAUCAGACAGGGUUGUGGCCAAGUAAUCCUGUUCCCUGCAUAUAUAAUGUUCCUUGCAUCACCCGUCGAGAUCUUUUCCGUCUAUUUGCUUCAGGGCCGAGCAGCAUCAGAGCUGUGAGCCUGCUGUUGCUCCAGCAAUGGAUAAACUGUCUUCCACAGACACGGUGAUCGCUCUUCGGUGUGUUGUCCACUUGGUGGAGGUCCAAAGAGAGUUUAGAAACCUCACAACAGUGACUUUGCUUUUUCUUGAAUGAGUGGCACACUAAUAGGAAUGUUUCUUGAACAAGCAUCACUGAACCACAUAAAAAUUGCUUUUUUCGACGUCUUCAAAUGCAGCAGUUUGCAUACAUUUGCAACCAAAGAUUUUUCUUCUUUUUUUGCUGGGUCUUUCAAGAAAGUUGACAGUGUCGAUGGCGAAUUUCCAAAUUCACUGGCAACGUCUUUUUGCCGCAAUCGAAAGGUUUUUUUUUUCUAAUAUGAACUGUUAUUUUUUUGUGUCUGCCGUUACUAUAGGAGGGUGACAAUGAGAUAAAUUCCAAUGGAUGUUUUUCAAAUGUUGAUGAGCAACAAGCAAAAGGUAUCACUGAAAACCAACGAAAACAGCAAAAAAAAAAAAAAAAAACAGAACGAGGAAAGUUCGAAGAAAGAACUUUUUUUUACAAUGUUUCUGUUAGCGGAUCGUUGUGCAUAAGUGAGCUGCGACCACAGGACUAACUGCUCUGUGGAUGAUUCAUUCAGGCAUUUCAAGGUCUUUUGGGCACUUCGCUGUAAUGGAAGUACCUGCUGAAUGUACUUCGUAGUAACAAGAUUUCUAUAGACUCGUAUCACAUGGAGAAACUAUCGGGACCUUAAAAAUACUUUGUUGGAAUGAAAACUUUGUUGUAAAGGUAUUUGUUGUACCUGAAUUUUACCUGUAUUUCCAAUGAUAGACAUUAUCACUGCAAGUUAUGCGUUACAUACAAAAUCGGGUUUAACGUUGGCAGUAAUAGAACGCUUUUGUAACCUUAGGCCCAUCUCUGUGUGUGUACCUAUAUACGUGUGUUUAUGUAUAUAUAAACAUAUAGUGUAUGUAUGUGCGUGUAAAUAUAUAGAUAUACACACUCAAUGUGGGUAAACACCACCCAUCAUGAGACAAAAAGACAUACUCAGCCAAAAACUGUAAUCCAGCAAGACAAUGAAACUAUUGUCAAGACUAAUUGAGAAGAAAACCCUGUAUGCACCUGUGGUCUUUGAGAUCGUGCUUUGAGUGAUGCAGCACCUAUGCUUGCCAAUGCCAGCCUCACCUCAUGCCCAGUUGCACUCCUGCUGCCUGAUCCUGCCUUCUUUGUUGGCACUGGUUUUUGAGCUGCCGCCCCCAUUGUAAUCCCUUUUCCCACUACGACAAUUAGCCUGCCUUUUAAGUUUGGACCAAAGGCAAGGCACAUGCAAAAUUUUGUUCUGCUGCUUUUUGUGUGAUUAGCAAACAGUCAUCCAAAUGACUUAUGUUUUUUUAGACAGUUACUGUAUAUAGAUGUGUGUGUAUAUAUAUAUAUAUAUAUAUAUAUAUAUAUAUAUUGUGUGUGUGUUUUUAUGUUACUACAUAUAUUAAUUCUGAUUUACUGCCCCCAAAUCAACUGCUGAGAGAGUCAGUGGGCCUGUACCGUAUGCCAGAAGGAAAGAGCGUGUAGACUUUCAUUGCUCUCCCAUCUGGUAACUGCUGCAUUUACAACAUGACAUUGACAUCAUGGUAGACAUCACCAGUGUGAGAAAUCACAAACAAUGAUGGUUUGGCCAUUAUGGCUAUAAGCUGACCCUUUGUCAGCUCUGAUGGGGUAUACUGAGGCGUGUGAGUUUUACACAGGUGGACUUUGGCCAGGCCUGGAAUUGAACUGUGAUCCAGUCAACCAGAACACAUCAGACCCUUAACAUACUAGCAGUCAUCUUGUCUGUCCUUUGCUCUCCGUGUCCAGUCCUCAAUUACCUCUAAUCUGCAGCACUAUGCCAGAGAUCCGGGCUGAAAAAAGGAAGUGAGGUCUCUCUUCAAGAAGGGCAUUUCAACACCUUAACUAUGCCAAGUGGAAUCCAACUUUGCCUAAAGCACCAGACGCUGCAUUGAAAGUGUGAGCGACGUUAACUGCUCUAUCGGUCUUUGCCAAGAUGAAUCCAGACCAGUAAACUGCCUUAGCAUUCCUUUCUUGUGUUCAGUUGUUACCCAUGAAACAAGGAUGAAUUAGUAAUAAUAGGAUCAGGUAAAGUUGUAACUUUUACAUGAUUCUGAGUUUAAAUUACCAAAGUAGAAAGCCAGUGAGUCUCUGUCUCUCUCUCUCUCUCACACAACAAACAGGACUUAAAUCUCUGUCAGCCAUAGUUGUGGACCUGAGUAAGAGAAGUCACUGGUUGGGUCAUGUGGGGUAUCAGACAUGAGACUAACACCAUGAAAAGCUUGUGGAAUCGUGUAACUCAGGUAACUAAACCAAAGUAAACUAAAACUAAAUCAGGGAAAACCAGAAAACCUCAAAAAGGCUUACAAAAGCAGAUUCCGGGCUGUGCAUUUAUCUCAUCUCUUUUGUGUUCUGUAUUUUGUUUUUUUUUUUUACAACUGUGUAUAAGCAAAUAUAAUUUUCAAAUCCUUCUGCCUUUGAAUAAACUUUAUUAAAGUAUUGCAUUUCUUGAAA